Molecule: messenger RNA, 1937 nt
Organism: Lingula anatina
Lineage: Eukaryota; Metazoa; Brachiopoda; Lingulata; Lingulida; Lingulidae
Source: RefSeq, a predicted model, not a curated record
GUAGAUGCAUGUUUACGUGGUUCAUCAGUUCAAUCAGGUGUUCUUAUGCUUGUCUCAGUACGGUUUUGCCAUUUACUCAGACAAGAAUCGUCUAUCACCGACUCUCUGGUGGAGGUGCCUUUGAAGUAGUCCUACGCAAUUGCACGCUGACGUAAGAACAAGAAAUCAAGAAAACAAGAAAUCAUACUUCAGCAAGCCACGGGGAUUUCUCUCAUAUAAUCAAAAAAUACCGAGUGCGAAGAAGACUUCGAAUAAGGACCUGCGGUUAAACCUGUUUGAUUUUCCUCAAUUCGUAGGGUUCUAGUUAUAAACUGACUUUCGCAAAGCUCUCGAUAUGUAUAGAUUAUCGUGCGUGAUGUUGUUGUGGACAUUUUGUACCCUUUUUGAGAUGUACCGCUGUGCUCCUUUGGCACACAGGAAUGGUUUUGGCACUGUUGACCCACCAUCAACACCUCAGUUCAUCAUGGAGGUAGCCGAAGGUGCCAACGUGUCUCGCGCAGCAAGCACUAUAGGUGAAGAUGAGGACGAUCAUCAGAGUGAUAUUAAAUCGACAUAUAUCAGUAAAAAGAAGUUCGAGGCAGAAACCAUUGCACGCCGAACUGAUUCUUAUGCUACGGGUAAGGUGCACGCCCGUCCUCUAGCGUCGCACCCGGAGCUCCUGUCAACAACUGCAGAUGCAAAUGAUGAGAUUUUUCUCGAGUUUCUGCGAGAGCUUGGGCAACUUGAAAGGUAUUUUGAUAAGGAAGAACCCAAGAAGAAUGCGGACCCUGAACUGUAUCAUUUUAAUUCGAAAUCAAACGUUGAAGGCAAAGCAUCAUCUGCGGGUCUUAUUCCGAAAAUUUCGGACCUUCAAGAAGACGUGGAAAUUAAUCAGACAGCAAAGAGGCUGAGGGCAGAUAAACUGAAACAUCUCCUCGCCCCGGCUUAUGAAUUUAAGCACGACGUCCAAGAGACGCAUGAAGCAAAGAUGAGAACAGGAAUGGAAAAAGUACUGCCAUCACCCGAAUACGCCUUCCGUCAAGCCGUUCAGAAAGUCAGAAAAGGACACGUUAAAGAUCAACCAGUGCUUGAAAAAUCUAAACUUUCUGCGCAAAAUAAGGAUGCAGAUUACAGCAUAGAUAUCAAUCCUCCGCCACCUGUCAUCUACCAUCACGUACAUGUAUAUUUGGACCCUGGGAGUGGAGAGGAGACGUCUGAUAUCAAAUCUGCAGCAGACGAUCGUAAUGAGAGAUAUCAAGUGGCGCCAUCUGCGGGCAACACCAAUCAUUAUCAAGAGGCUUUAGACGUGACAGGCGAAGGGCUGAAUAUUACCGACAUUGACAAAGAUCCGGAUUGGAGACUUCUUAUGUUGCUUAUCCAAAAAGAGCUUAAUCGAGAAAAUGUUUCUAAAUGGGACACAGAAAACAGCGGAGACGGACAAAUAAAUUAAACGAAUGAAUAGCGAUAUUUAACUGUGCAAACAGUUGCUACAUUUUAUUAAAGGCAGUAAUGGUGUAUAUGGCAUUGCAUGGUGCUUGUGUGGUUUAGUAUUCCAUUUCAAUAUACGACCGCAAAUAUUUUAAAACAUUGGCUCGUAGGCUCUGUUUGCGAUCCAAGUUCUGCUACUUGGUGCUGUUACGUGUACAUGUAUCGAUAUAAUUUAUUGGUUGUGCAUUAUAAACUUCAUUUCAAGUCAUUUAUUUGUUUGAUCAUCUGCUUGUCUUAUUUUUCGUUUUUGUUUAUAAUCUAUAAAUUUGUUUCUAUUCUUCUUAGGCGCUAUAUGUAGUGCGGGGCACCUGUCAUUUUAUUAAAUAAAAUCUCUCAGAAAAACAAAAUAGUUUCACUGAUAGAGAUCCUUGAUAGACUUUCAUGUAAUUCACUAAGUAAGGGAGAUUGCUAAGUCCUUCUUAAUGGAGUCUUCGCUGAAAAAGUCAACAAUUGCAACGAUGUGAUAAAGC